AUGUUCCCAGCAUCCCGUUUUGGCUGUCGAGCUUUGGCCAUGGCAGCUCGCCAGGGUGUCGUGAAGCCGACGACGCACAUGUUGCCUGUGUCAGGCCUGCGAUUCUACAGCUCUGCCCCCACAUUAACCAGAGAAAUAGUGAUGGAGAGAAUCACGGAGAUGCUCGAAUGCUACAACAAGAUCAAGCCAGGCACUCCUCUCACAGAAAAGACAUCGUUCUCCAAAGACUUGGGACUCGAUUCGCUCGAUUCGGUGGAGAUAAUGAUGGAAAUCGAGUACGAAUUUAGCAUCCAUAUUGCAGACCAAGACCAGGACUCGAUCAAGACGAUUGGCCAGGCCGUCGACUACAUCGUCAAGCAACGCGACGCCUGCUAG
This is a messenger RNA of Ogataea parapolymorpha DL-1, 375 nucleotides long. RefSeq lists its product as uncharacterized. The coding region runs from base 1 to 375 and encodes 124 amino acids. NCBI's taxonomy places the organism in Eukaryota, Fungi, Ascomycota, Pichiomycetes, Pichiales, Pichiaceae. Gene Ontology annotation, molecular function: acyl carrier activity; acyl binding. Gene Ontology annotation, cellular component: mitochondrion. The record is from RefSeq and is a predicted model, not a curated record. Gene Ontology annotation, biological process: fatty acid biosynthetic process. The transcript has a single exon.